Sus scrofa (pig) is the source of this 5753-nucleotide messenger RNA. It is a transcript of the gene NAB1, whose product is annotated as NGFI-A binding protein 1. Gene Ontology annotation, molecular function: transcription factor binding; transcription coregulator activity. Lineage: Eukaryota; Metazoa; Chordata; Mammalia; Artiodactyla; Suidae. Gene Ontology annotation, cellular component: nucleus. Gene Ontology annotation, biological process: negative regulation of DNA-templated transcription. The record is from RefSeq and is a predicted model, not a curated record.
GCCGCCGCCGCCGCCGCCCGCGCGCCCGAGCCGGGAGGAGCCGCCGCCACCACCGCGGCCGAGCGAGUGCCGUCGGGGCUGGCGGGCGGGAAGGAGCGGCGGGCCCGAGCUGGCGGUGGGGGGGAGCAGGGAGAGCGCGCCCACCACCUUCCCUUCCCCCCUCGAUGGGAGCGGGGGCGUCCCGGCCGCCGCUGCCGACUGAGGAGAGAGAACCGGGGGCCGUCACUUCGGAGUUAGGGCUGAGGCGUCCUUGGGGGAGAGCGCGCCAAGACCGCUGCAGCCGCUGGCCGAGUUAAGUCCAUUCACAGUAAUGGCCACGGCCUUACCCCGGACCCUGGGGGAGUUGCAGCUGUAUAGAAUAUUACAAAAAGCCAAUCUGCUUUCUUAUUUUGAUGCCUUCAUCCAACAAGGUGGCGAUGAUGUCCAGCAACUCUGUGAGGCUGGAGAAGAGGAAUUCUUGGAAAUUAUGGCACUGGUGGGCAUGGCUAGCAAGCCCCUUCAUGUUAGAAGGCUACAGAAAGCUUUGAGAGACUGGGUUACAAACCCUGGCCUUUUUAAUCAGCCACUGACAUCCCUUCCUGUCAGUAGCAUACCCAUCUAUAAAUUACCAGAGGGAUCACCAACGUGGCUGGGAAUAUCCUGUAGCAGUUAUGAAAGGAAUAGCAAUGCCCGGGAACCUCAUUUAAAAAUUCCCAAGUGUGCUGCCACCACUUGCGUGCAGAGCUUGGGACAGGGGAAAUCAGACGUGGUGGGGAGCUUAGCUCUGCAGAGUAUCAGUGAGUCCAGACUCUGGCAAGGCCACCAUGCCACUGAGAGUGAGCACAGCCUCUCCCCAGCUGACCUUGGCUCUCCUGCUUCCCCAAAAGAAAGUAGUGAGGCACUGGAUGCUGCUGCCGCACUCUCUGUAGCUGAGUGUGUGGAGCGAAUGGCCCCCACGCUGCCGAAAAGUGACUUGAAUGAAGUGAAAGAGCUGCUAAAAACGAAUAAGAAGUUGGCCAAAAUGAUCGGUCACAUCUUUGAGAUGAGUGAUGAUGAUCCACACAAAGAGGAGGAAAUUCGAAAAUACAGUGCAAUAUAUGGCAGAUUUGACUCAAAGAGAAAGGAUGGGAAACAUCUCACACUUCAUGAGCUCACUGUUAACGAAGCGGCAGCUCAGCUCUGUGUGAAGGAUAAUGCCCUGCUGACAAGAAGGGAUGAACUUUUUGCCCUAGCUAGGCAGAUUUCUCGAGAAGUCACCUAUAAGUAUACUUACAGAACCACCAAGUCAAAAUGUGGAGAAAGAGACGAAUUAUCACCAAAGAGAAUUAAAGUGGAGGAUGGAUUUCCAGAUUUCCAGGACUCUGUGCAAACACUCUUUCAGCAGGCUAAAGCUAAGAGUGAAGAACUCGCCGCUCUUGGUUCACAGCCUGAAAAGGUGAUGGCAAAGCAGAUGGAGUUCCUUUGCACCCAAGCUGGCUAUGACAGACUGCAGCAUGCUGAAAGAAGACUGUCUGCAGGACUUUACAGGCAGAGCUCAGAAGAGCACAGCCCUAAUGGCUUGACUUCUGAUAACUCUGAUGGACAAGGAGAAAGACCUUUGAAUCUCCGAAUGCCUAAUUUACAAAACAGACAACCCCAUCAUUUUGUAGUGGAUGGGGAGCUGAGUAGACAUUACUCCAGUGAGGCAAAGUCCCACUCAUCAGAGAGCCUUGGGAUUUUAAAAGACUACCCUCACUCAGCUUUUACUUUAGAAAAGAAAGUCAUCAAAACAGAACCUGAAGAUUCAAGAUAGCUGUAAUUUUCCCAUUGUUCUCUGGAAAUGGCAUCAGAUUUAAGGAUAAUACUCCAUCAUAGAAAUAAGCCUUAAUAACCAAUGUUGCCUCAUUCAGCACAAACAGAUUUCAUAGCCAAAGCAUAAGGACUGAUGUAGUAGUCUGUGGAAACCAGGAAGACAAAACUACAGCCACAAAGGAGAAAAUUGAGAGAAUGUUGCAAUUUGUAACAGAAAUAUUGAUUCAUUCACAUUCCUGUAUAAGUUGUUUUAAGUGGAAAGGCUUACAAAAUAUUAUUGUAAGCACUCAUUAUUUAAGAGUGUACAAUGCAUCUGUGUAAUUUAUAGAAGUAAAAUCUAGAUGUUGAGACUUGAUCGGGCCAAUAGGUGUGGAUACAGUUUAUUUUACUUGAAGUUUUAUUGUCUACUAUCUGUGUUUUGCGUAAAUAUAUAUUAUUGUAUGUCAGAGUUUAGCAUCUUUGCAGUCAUAAAAAAGAAAGUCUAAGCGAUGUAGUUAUUGGCAAGGUUGCAAUGACUUUGGAAAAAUGGAAAACAAAUAAUUCAAUUUAAGCCAAGGAAAAUAUUGUAGAUUGAAUAUCUGAUAAAACUGAUUUUAAGAUGAAAUAUGUCAUUUUUAAAAGUGAAAUAUUACUUUUACCGGUUUAAUCAGGCACAUAGUUAAUAAGUAUUGGAGUGAAGUAAAAGAAGAUGAGCAGUGGCGUACAAAACCUUUUACCUAGUUGACCCAGGUUGCAUUAUAUGAUAGCUACUUAAGGUGUAACAGAAAAAGGAAGCUGUUACUUGGAGAGAGAACUUGAAACAAGUAGACUGAUAUGUAAAAGCCUUGACUUAAAACAUUGCUAUUUCAAGUGUGUUAUAUAGAUUAAGACAUAGUAAGUUAACCCUAAAUGUGAUAAGGAUGGUGACUGUUAACAAAGGCUGUAAGAGUAAGUACUGGUUUAUAUCCAGAAAUUAUCCUCUGUGUAUCAGAGUCAGAGAAACUAGAUAGCCCUCCCCUGGGGAUGUCUUUCCACCAAACCAUCACAAGUGUGGACAGUCAUUGCAUCCACAUUUGCAGGCAUGUUUCUAUGGAGGUUUAAUCGAUACCGAUACUCAUUAUUUAUUUUAGUUUCAUUUUUGUACACAUUUCAGAUUUGCGAAUGCAGUUUUUUUUCCUAAAAUUCAUUUUAACUUGAAAAUAUUUUAAUUCUCCCUAUUUAAUUAAUGCAUAUAUAUGAGGUGUGCUUAAAUGUUAAUUACAUAAUUGCAUACUUAUCAGAUUUCACAUUGGAAUCUAUAGUGAAAAAACAAAUACUACUUUUACCAAUUUACAGUUUUUUCUGUUGGUUUAAGAGAAGAUGUUUGACAGCUUUGCCUACUUCCUCCAAGUUCAUCUAAACCCACAUGUUGCUAAGAAGAGGGUAUUGACUUGGAAUAUGUGUUUUUUUGUAUAACUGUGUAAAAAAUAUUAAGUUAUCUGUUAUACUGAAAUUCAUCAGCAAAAUGUUAGAUAAAAUGUCUGCACUGUAAUCUCUGAUCACUGUCACAUAUAUAAUUGCUUUUUCAUUUUGAUUUGUAGAAUAGCUUUACAGUGGAAACACCAGUAAACAACUUUUAUACUAUUAAAAGGCUUUUUUCCCUUCCUAAAUGUUUUAAUUGUACCAGUGUUUUGCCCACUGAAGAAGCUUUUUAUGGACCUUGCAACUUUGUUGCUAGCUUGAGGUUGAAUAUUGUGGUUGUACUGUUCAUUGUGUGUAGAAAUAGUAUGAGUACGAUUUACAUAGAUUGUUCAGUUUUUAAUAUUAGCCAUAGAACUGGUUAGUAUCUCAGUAGUUUCAUGAAACGUUUCCUGUAUUCUAAUCUAUUUUGAGAAAUUUUGUGGGUUUUUUUAAAAUUGUGUCAUAUGGUUCAAGUUUGUAGAUUUUAAUAAGCAACAGUUUUUAAAGAUGUGGUAAUCUUCCAACUAAUAAUUUACCUGUCUGUCAUGACCCCACGAACUGCAUCUUUAAAUCCAUAAAUAAGUUUCCUUAAGUAUCGUACUUUUCUGUUCUUUCAUGAUUAGUGAUAAGGGGAAGCACAAGAAAAAUUUCAGUAGAAUACAGUUUUUAUUUUGUAAACACUAAUGUAUUAAACUUGCUAUACCUUGAAGCAAAUAAUAUAUAUUUUUAUUUGAAUUGUAUAUAUGAAUUGGAUGUUAUAACUAGUUGAUUUUUUUUCAUUGUGUUAGAAGUAUUUUCACUAAACCAGGUCAAUUGGUUACCUCAGUAUUACAACCAAUUAUAGUCCAAGGGACCAUUUUCCCCCAAGUCUCUGUUGUACUUUAUUAUGUGAAGUCUGCGUUUCUGUGACUCUUAAAGCUGUUGGUGAGGUGGGACGAGUGCACUUGCUUCCUGUGGCAAUAAAGACUUUCUGUGCCUCACACAUCUAUGUUUAUAGAACUUUCUGCAUAGCAGUCUUCACAGUAGUGUUAGCCUAUUGUCUCCCCCUUCAUUAUAUGGUCUGGGCUUGAGUGUUAGAGACCAGGGACUUACGUCUUAAGUCAAAUCUAAAUAUUAUCACAUACCUUCAUCUCUGUAAAGUUAUUUGGCAGACAGGUACUCAAGUUGACUCUGAGAGAAUUUGGUUUAUAUUGUUCUCGUUUAUGAUAAGUUUACAAAGACAUUUAUUUUCUUUUAGGGCUAAACCUAAAGUUUGGAAGUUCCCAGGCUAGGGGUUGAAUCUGAGCUUCAUCUUCCAGCCUAUGUCACAGCCACAGCCACACUGGAUCCUUAACCCAGUAAAUGAGGCCAGGGAUCGAACCUAUAUCCUCAUGAAUACUAAUCAAAUUCUUAACCCGCGAAGUCACAAUGGGAACUCCUACAAAGACAUUUUAAAACCACUCACCAUAUCUAACCAACUAAAUAAAUAAAAGGAAGAACAUUAGGAUUUAACAUUUACAAUGUACUAAUAUAUGCAAAAGGUUAAUGUGAUUAACAUAAAAGCCUCAUUAUUAAGGGCUAAUUAUAUGAAAUUGAACUAACUUGUGGAGAGUUAGCAAAAACUUUCAAGAAGCUGUAACUAUUGAGUUUGGCAGAUUAAUGAGCUUCAGUGUGUUCAGUGCUGGGCCAGGUGCUGGGAUAAAGGUAGAGGCCAAACAUGAUCCUUGCCCUUUGGGAACCCAGCACCUAGUUGAAUGGGAAAUAAUACCACUCGAAAGUAGAAAUUUCAGUGUGUUAACAGACUUGGGAUGAAUAAGAAGCUAAUAUUUAAGUGCAUUCUGUGUUGAGCAGGCAUCAUGGUAGUAGAUAUGUUACAGGUGAAAGAAAAAAAAAGCAUAUUUACUCAGUGAGACUCAAGAGAUCAGCCAGGACUAGAAUACUUAACAGAAAGAGGUGGGAUGUGCUUUUACUUUGAGGUCACUUUUAAAAAAAUUAUUAAGCUGAGUGCUUCCAAGUAAUGCUUGAUAAUCAUUCUUUUGACAGUCCCAAUGAAUCUGUCAACAGGUAUGGGAAAAAAAUUGCUUUUUCCUGACCUUAAAGCCACUUGGAGAAAAGCUCUUAUUUAGAAUUUGUUCAUUAUGAGCACCUAGUGUACCUUUACAUUUAUGGUACUUAAGAUUGAAACCUAAAUAAGCAUUCAAGGAAUUUCCUAACAUAUGAUCUGCUCGGCUACUCAAAUGUUUAAGUAUUACUGACACAAUACUCAUUUGGCUUGUGACUUAAUACUGCCUUAGGUCUUUAAAAGAAAGUCAGCCAAGGCAUUAACCUCAUAAAACUAGAAGGUCUAGCUCUUGUAGGAGAUGAAUUCCGUUAGUAAAUAGCUAAAGUUAGAACUGAGCAAACAUUUUGUGUUUAUAACAACUUGAAGCAAAUAUGGUGGCUGCUAUUUAACUAAAAUCACUUUAUUGUCCAGCUGUGUGCAUGGGUGGUGUUUCAGGGAAUCUGGCUUAUUUGUUAUUACCUGUGAAUGUUCUCAUAAAUGAGAUUCUCAAGUGGGAUCUAAAGUUAAUAAAAGAAUGACCCAA